This is a messenger RNA of Acaulospora colombiana, 2031 nucleotides long. The record is from the annotation of a GenBank genome assembly. Lineage: Eukaryota; Fungi; Glomeromycota; Glomeromycetes; Diversisporales; Acaulosporaceae.
GAUAUUUCGGCUAUCAGAUAUCAUUCUCUGGCUGCUCAACCGCAUACUAUUCCCGACGAGUUGGAGGUUUCUAGUUGGAGUGAAACAGGAGUCAUGAUGAGUGUUAGACAUCGGGAAUUUACUAUUGAAGGCGUCCAAUUUCAUCCAGAAAGUAUUCUUAGUGAACAUGGGAAAAUUAUCUUAGAAAAUUUCUUGAAAUUAAAAGGUGGAAAAUGGGAAGAUAACCCGGAGUUUGGUGUGAAAGCUCCGCUCGCAAAAUCUUCAGUUCCAAAAAAUUCUCUUCCUUCGAUUUUGGAAAAGAUUCGAAAUCAACGGUUAGUUGAUGUAGAGAAUGCCAAAAAACAACCUGGAUCAUCUCCACACGAUUACAAGAAGUUAUUAUCCCUUCAUGUCGCUCCUCCUUUAAUCGAUUUCGUGGCGAGGAUCAAGCAAAAUUUGUUAAAAUAUCCAGCUAUAUUUGCUGAAGUUAAAAGAGCGUCACCAAGCAAGGGAAACAUCGAUAUAUUUGUGAAUGCUGCUGAACAAGCACUUACCUAUGCAAAAGCAGGUGCAUCAGUGAUUUCUGUGUUGACGGAGACAAAAUGGUUCAAGGGCACUUUAAACGAUAUGCGUCAAGUUCGCGAUGUUUUAUCAACUAUCUCGAAUCGACCAGCCGUAUUGAGGAAGGACUUUAUAAUGGAUACUUAUCAAAUCAUGGAGGCGCGUCUCUAUGGAGCUGACACCAUAUUAUUAAUUGUCGCUUUGUUGUCAGAUGAAAAGCUUACGGAAUUAUACAAAUUUUCCAAAUCUCUUGGCAUGGAACCAUUAGUAGAGGUUAAUAAUGAAGAAGAAAUGUUAAGAGCCGUUAAGUUGGGAGCAAAGGUAAUUGGGGUGAAUAAUAGAAAUUUGCAUACGUUUGAUGUUGAUAUGAAUACUACGACUCUCCUGGCCGAGAUGGUUCCUGAUGAUGUUGUUUUGGCAGCUUUAAGUGGAAUAACAGGAAGGGAAGACGUUAUUGGAUAUCUUGAACAAGGUGUUGGUGCGUUAUUAAUUGGAGAAGCAUUAAUGAAGUCAGAUGAUAAGCGGGCAUUUAUUCGUGAGAUACUCGCAUUGGAAGAACCUCUAAAACUGCCAGUUGAUGAAUCUGUAACUCCCUUGGUAAAAAUUUGUGGAAUUUCAACGGUUGAAGCAGCAGUAGAGGCUACAGAUGCGGGUGCUGAUUUUAUUGGACUUAUAUUCACCAAAUCAAGAAGACAAAUAUCAAUCGAUCGAGCAUUAGAGAUUGUCACAUAUUUGCGCGAGCUUCAAUUAGAAAAAGGUCAUGAACCGAAUAGUAAAGAUGGAACUUCUCAAAAACAUUUAUUGUCUGAGCAACACGAUUGGUUUAAAUUGCAUGCGGAAAGAAUAAAUAAAAACCCGAGAAAACCACUGGUAGUUGGAGUAUUUCAGAAUCAAUCAUUAGACGAAAUAAUUAAAAUAGUUGAUUUCUUGAAAUUAGAUUUGGUUCAAUUACAUGGUGAUGAACCACUAGACCUCGCAAAAUUCAUACCGGUACCCGUGAUUAAAGCAUUUCAUAUUGACGAAAAAUUCUCUAAUCCGGUGAUAGUCACCCAACCCGGCUACAACGCAUUUUGUUUGUUGGACACAAAAGUGACAGUAUCCGAGUAUUCAAAGGAACAACAUCAAGGUGGAGCUGGGGUUACUUUUGAUUGGAAAAUAGCAUUGGAUAUUAAAUCAAGCGUAUCGAGAGAUGUUGGAGGAAAAAAUGGGUUUCCCUUAAUCUUGGCAGGAGGAUUAACACCCGAUAAUGUUAUCGAAGCCAUAAAAGUAGUAAAACCUUGGUGCGUUGAUGUAUCGAGUGGAGUCGAGACGGAUGGUGUUAAAGACUUGAAUAAAAUCAGAGAAUUUAUAAAAAAUGCAAAGUCUAUUGUCUACGAUGAUGAAGAAUUGAGCGAGGAAGAAAACAUUGUGGCCGAAAAAAAUGGCAAAGUUGCUGACAAUAUUAACGAAGAUGUUGAUGAAAGGAUCGAAUAUGUGAAUAAAGAUGAAUAA